AUGAUGAGAAUAAUAAACCCUGAGUUAGGGUUUUGCCUGCAGAGCAGUGAUGGUGUUAUCAAACAAGAAGCUAAAGCAGAAGCUGAGAGAAGGAAAGGCAGAAUCUUUAACUGCAGCAGUAUCUGGUGGAUCAAACCCUAACGGCAAGGAAUCAUCAACAGACCAAGAAGGCAAUCCGCAGCUUCAAGAGCUUCUGGAGGCAGCAAAACAGAGGCCCAAAUUGUCAAAGAGGGAGAAAAGAAGGAAGACCCUCUCUUUUCAAGGAUUAGAUAGUGCACACAAGAGUCUAAAUGAGGGCAGUGGCAAAAAGAUCGAAAGAAGUGAGGAGAGAAAUGAAGAGGAUUUAGUGGCUGAGGGAGAUGAUGAUGAAAAUGAUGAAAAAACGAAAAGGAAGAAGAAGAAAAGAAAGAGAGAGGAAGGAGAAAGUGAAGAAAAGGGUUUAGUGGAAGAUGGAGCAGUGAAGGAGGCAAAGAAGGCAAAUAAGAAGAAAAAGAAACAGAAGAAAAAGAAGAAAAAAUCCAAGAGUGUUGAGGAGAAGCUAGAUGUUGAGGCAGAAAAGGUAGCAGAGGAAACAAAAGUUAUCAGUAAAAGUCAAAUUAAUGAGGAUGUAGCUACAAAAGUUUAUGUUGGAGGUAUUCCAUAUUACUCGACCGAGGAUGACAUUCGAAGUUACUUUGAGGGCUGUGGCACCAUAACUGAGAUUGAUUGUAUGAAGUUUCCUGACAGUGGGAAGUUUAGAGGAAUUGCCAUAAUUAGUUUUAAGACUGAAGCUGCAGCUAAACGGGCCUUGGCUCUUGAUGGAUCUGACAUGGGUGGAUUCUUUCUGAAAAUUCAGCACUUUAAGACAACCCGAGCCAACAGAGUGCCUGAUUUUGCACCAAAAGUUGUCGAGGGUUACAAUAGGAUCUAUGUUGGAAAUUUGUCGUGGGAUAUUACUGAGGAUGACCUGAAGAAUUUUUUCUCUGAUUGCAACAUAUCAUCUAUACGUUGGGGAACUGACAAGGAAUCAGGAGAAUUCCGAGGAUAUGCUCAUGUGGAUUUUUCUGAUAACCUCUCAUUGUUGAUGGCACUAAAGUUGGAUCAGCAGAUUGUAUGUGGACGACCCAUCAAAAUAAGUUGUGCAGUUCCUAUGAAAGGAGGAAAAAUACGCCCAACUUCUGCAACCGUAGCCAUAGAAAAUGAAGCUCAUAAUACUGUAGAUGCUAAUGUUGCACCAUCAGUCAAAAAUAGCGAAGCUGAAAAUAAUGGGUUGGUUGCAAGCAGUGGUAAGAUAAGGAGGAGGACCUGCUAUGAGUGUAAUGAGAAAGGUCACAUUUCUUCAAAUUGCCCAAAGAAGCAAGCUGCUGAAACAAAUUCAAAUGCGAGCUAAUAUUUGGAGAACAUUCAACUCUGUAUCCAGAUUUUAUUGGGGUCCCUAAUCCCCAUUGAUAUUCAUUGCUUUUCCAUUUAUACACCGUUGCUGUUACACUUUUGUAUUCUGAGAUUUUAUCUGUUAAAUCAGUCUGAGUCAAAUGAUCCUUUAUUUUCUUAAGGAUCUUGUUUUGUAAUUUUCCUGUCAUGUAACAACAGCUGUUUAUUUCCUGAGGUUAUGAUUCUGGAAAAUUGCAGCAUGAAGAUAUCAGAUGGAAACUGGUGCCAA
This is a messenger RNA of Manihot esculenta (cassava), 1639 nucleotides long. RefSeq names its product phragmoplastin interacting protein 1. The transcript has 4 exons. The record is from RefSeq and is a predicted model, not a curated record. The coding region runs from base 50 to 1369 and encodes 439 amino acids. NCBI's taxonomy places the organism in Eukaryota, Viridiplantae, Streptophyta, Magnoliopsida, Malpighiales, Euphorbiaceae. Gene Ontology annotation, molecular function: RNA binding; zinc ion binding.